UGUUAAUAAACAAAAACAUAACCUUAAAUUCAGAUUUUUAAUAUAAAAUAAAUUUAAAAUUUAAUAUAAAUUCUAAAUUUGAGGUUAUGCAUUUUUGUUUAUUAAAAGCAGUUAAUGGUGUUCCGCAAUGGCAAACAGUGGUUGUCUUUUAAAAAUUGGCUCCUCGUAGGUGCAUUUAAUUUAAAAAGAAUAUUUCUCUCAACUCGGAUUGAAACAAAAAAAUCGAAAAAAAUACCAGUUAUCCUGAAAUGUUGUACUUUCAUUUACGCACAAGAAAUUGAAAAUUCAUUACGAUAAACGACGUCAGGAAGUAAAAUAAGAAAUUUUUUUGUAGCCGUCGGGUGCUGCCCCAGAUUUUAAUUUCUUGGAGGCAAAUGAAAGUACACAGGGUGUUUUCGACGUUGACACUCUGAGCGCUCUGAGAGCUCGAAAAGGUUCUCAACCACAUUUUAUUAUUUUAGUGUAUUUAACCUAACCUAAUCCAAUGCAAUCUUCUCAUUACGUUUUCAAGACCGGUGAAGACCACGCUGUUGCAUCAUGGAGGAAAGAAUAAUUUUAAAUGAUUUACUUUUAAAGAACAAUAAAACAUUAUUCAAAAAUAAUGGUCGCAUUUCAUGCGACGUAACGAACGUUGAUACGGGACUACUGCAAAAACGACAGAAGACUUCUGAUGAUUUGUUAAUGAGGCUAAAUCUGAAAAAUCAACAUCAUUAAAAUGUUUUUAGAUAACAAAGAAAAACAAAAUCAAAUUCGAACAUCUUCUCCGGAAUUUUUAUUUAAUAAUCUAAGCCAUGAAAUGGAAAAUGAUGAAACAGAAGGUGUUGAGGAAAUUACGAGAGUGCCGACACCUCCUCCUUUGCCACCAGCAGAACGAAGCUCACUCGGUCCAGAUAAUAUUCCAGGUCCACCAGAAGAGAUACCUGUGAAGCUUGAUGAAGAUCCAGUUUGGGAUCCAAUUCGAUCUUAUCUACCAUCUUUAUUGUGGUUGGAACAAUUUAAGCCGGGACUAAUUAAGGCCUUAUUUGAUAUGGUAAAUACUCUAAGCCAUGGAAAUAAUCACGAAUGUACUCUCAAACGAGUAAUAGGAUUGAAAGAUCGCUUCGCACUGUCAAGUGAAAUUUAUGAUUUACCUAAAUUAAAUGAAGCUUCGUCGCAAACAAAUAUUCAUUUUCCAUAUGAACAAAUUGAAGCCUCAACUCAAACAAUCAACUACUUACCUCAACAAACUGAAUCUGCAAUUCAAAAUGAAAUCAAGCUGAUGUUUCAACGUUCUAUUCAAACUAAUCCUAUGCAAAUUCUCUUCAGUUAUGAUAAUACAUCAAAUUUAAAGACGAUAAAUAUGAAUUCAAAUGGUUCUAAUUGUAACACUUCAUUCAUUAGCCGAUCAAGAAACAAAAAUAUAAAAAAUUUAAAAACACCACGACUUUGCUGGAAUUGCAGAAAAGCUGGCCAUCCUUAUUCAAAUUGUACUGAAAUAAAACGUAUAUUUUGUCACAUGUGCGGACGACAUGGUUAUACAACAAAAACUUGUCCUAAUUGUAGAGAGACUUGGAGAGCAAUGGGACCUUAUCAUUCAAAAAUAGGAAUAAACUUACCAAGAAGAACUUCAAACUUUAUUUAUAAUAGAUAUAACUACAUUAAUCAUCCAUGAGAAUGUAACAUUGCGAAUUGUCUUUGAAAAUAAAUUACAGCUAACAGUGAA
Leptopilina boulardi is the source of this 1702-nucleotide messenger RNA. RefSeq lists its product as uncharacterized. The record is from RefSeq and is a predicted model, not a curated record. Gene Ontology annotation, molecular function: zinc ion binding; nucleic acid binding. Lineage: Eukaryota; Metazoa; Arthropoda; Insecta; Hymenoptera; Figitidae. The transcript has 2 exons. Bases 716 to 1651 code for a protein of 311 amino acids.